Messenger RNA from Corvus hawaiiensis (hawaiian crow), 8885 nucleotides. Its product is annotated as sodium- and chloride-dependent betaine transporter-like. Gene Ontology annotation, biological process: sodium ion transmembrane transport. NCBI's taxonomy places the organism in Eukaryota, Metazoa, Chordata, Aves, Passeriformes, Corvidae. The record is from RefSeq and is a predicted model, not a curated record. The transcript is spliced from 14 exons. Gene Ontology annotation, cellular component: membrane. Bases 1138 to 2802 code for a protein of 554 amino acids.
CAUCUACAGCUUUGCAAAAACCCUGCGAUGUUCCUGUGCAACCCUUCAGUAUGGAUAAAUCAAGUUUUUAGGUCAGCUCUGCUUACCUAGGCUUAUCUCAAUCCCCUUUUCAUAUCUGGAUAACCUCUAUUGCACCUUUUUCUCAGUUGUGCUGGGUCAUGCCAGUCCUCUGUGACAGAACAGGCAGUGGCACUGUCCUCCAUGAGCAGGGUCAGAGGCAAUGCAGAGCCAGCACAUGCUCUUCACCUUGCCGUCUUUCAGGACUUUGGAGACAGCCCCUAAGAGGUAGAAGGCGUAGCCUGUCCCCUCUGAUGUUGAUGCCAGAUCUCACAAAGGAAGAAUCAGCCUGUAUUUCUUUGGGUAUGAGACCAAUCCUCUCAACCAGCCCAUGGGGUAGGUGAAAGCCAGAGCUUUGACAAUGGCAUGCUUGGAGUGUUUAAUCCCAGAAACAGCCCCAGGUAAAUGGAGACGUUUUCUCCUACUGCCUCCAGCACUGGCCUCAGUGGUUUGUCCUGAGGAUCCCAGCCAGCCCAGGGUUGAUUCCCCUUACACAUCUCUGCAGCAUCGUUUGUCCCCAGGGCAGUCCAGCAUGCUCUAAUGGGAUCUGAUUCACUGGCUUCUAGCACCCGUGGGGGAUUUUCUAGAGACAGCAGUACAAACUAUCUCUACAGAGUGUGCAGGCAGGUAAACCUACUUCUUCCCCACACUGUGGCAUUGAGGCCUUUUGUCAGCUCCUGUGUUUCCCACUGAGGGGCUGAGAAAUGCUCCUCUGGUGAGUCCAGACAUAGCUGAGCACGUGUUGGGUAUGUCCCAUGUUCCCUCCCGCAUGCUGCUCUGGUUUGACCACAUGGGUGCAUGAAAAGGUCAGUAGGAGUUUGGCAGGCACAUUAACAGACAAAGCAAAAGACAAAACAGUGAUAGCAUUAAACACAACCAUUAAAAAGAAAAAGAGAGAAGCUGAGCUGAAGUAUCUUGAGAAAAACGGUGUAACUGGAAUGCCUGCUACUGGUGUUGCUCAUGAGAAGCUCCGGAAAAGCACAUCAAGGCUGAGAUGGAUACAAAGAAAGCUGCCAGGGCAAAGGCACAGAGGGAUUGCUCACUUCUAGUGAGCACCCAGACACUGUAAAGACUCCAGCAAUGCCUCUCCUUGCUGACAGAGCUCUGUCCCAUGAGCUGUGUUUGUACUCCCAGCAUACGGCACAGGCACUGAGGGGGCUGCGUGACCCCAGAGCAAGCGUUCCCCCUUCAGCCACCCGCUGCCUUUUGCUCCACCUGUUGGAUGGUGUUGUGGAUUCCCUGCCUGGACUCCAGUGGGACGGGAAAGGACAGGAUAGGACGGAAGGGGCUUGCCUGGGGAAGACCUGCGCUGGGUUCAGAGCCAUGACAAGAACUGUAUCCAAGGAAGGAGAACCCAAUGGGGCCACUACAUCUGCUGAAGAGAUAAAAGUGGAGGAAAUGGAAGAGAGAGGCCAGUGGCAGAACAAAAUGGAGUUUGUGCUGUCUGUGGCUGGGGAGAUCAUUGGCCUGGGUAAUGUGUGGAGGUUCCCAUACCUCUGCUACAAGAACGGUGGUGGAGCCUUCCUCAUCCCUUAUCUCAUCUUCCUCUUCACCUGUGGGAUCCCCCUGUUCUUCCUGGAGACGGCACUGGGGCAGUACACCAGCCAGGGAGGGGUGACGGCCUGGAGAAAGAUAUGUCCCAUCUUUGAAGGAAUUGGAUAUGCCUCCCAAGUCAUUGAGGGGUAUCUGAAUGUCUACUACAUCAUCAUCCUGUCCUGGGCACUCUUCUACCUGUUCAGCUCCUUCACUUCAGUGCUACCAUGGGCCACCUGCAAUAACCCCUGGAACUCAGAUCUCUGUGUGGACAUUCUGAAUAGAUCCAGCCUGGACAACAGGACCUUGCCAGCGAACGCCACCUCCUCAAUGAUUGAGUUUUGGGAGAAGCGAGUCCUGGGGCUCACGGAUGGUAUUCACAAACUGGGCACUGUGCGCUGGGAGCUGGCUCUGUGUCUUCUGCUGGCGUGGACCAUCUGCUACUUCUGCAUCUGGAAAGGGGUCAAGUCAACAGGCAAAGUCGUUUACUUCACUGCCACCUUCCCGUAUGUGAUGCUCCUUAUCCUGCUGGUUCGAGGGGUGAUGCUGCCAGGGGCUGCUGAGGGCAUCAUCUUCUACCUGAAGCCAGACAUCUCCAGGCUGGCAGACCCACAGGUCUGGCUGGAUGCAGGUACUCAGAUCCUCUUCUCUUACGCCAUCUGCCAGGGGUGCCUGACAGCUCUGGGCAGCUACAACAAAUACACCAACAACUGUUACAGGGACUGCAUCACGCUCUGCUUCCUGAACAGUGCCACCAGCUUUGUUGCUGGCUUUGCCAUUUUCUCUGUGCUGGGCUUCAUGGCUCGAGAGCAGGGUGUACCUAUCUCAGAAGUGGCCGAAUCAGGUCCUGGCCUGGCUUUCAUAGCAUAUCCAACAGCAGUAACAAUGAUGCCUGUGUCUCAGCUCUGGUCCUGCCUCUUCUUCCUCAUGCUGAUCUUCUUGGGACUGGACAGCCAGUUCGUCUGUGUGGAAAGCAUGGUGACAGCUAUUAUCGACAUGUUCCCUGGUGUGUUUCGGAAGAAGGGGCGUCGGGAGCUGCUGAUCCUGGCCAUUGCAGUCAUAUGCUACCUGCUGGGCUUGUUGCUGGUCACUGAGGGUGGCAUGUACAUCUUCCAGCUCUUUGACUACUAUGCUGCCAGUGGCACAUGCCUGCUCUUCCUGGCUGUUUUUGAAGUCAUCUGUGUAGGAUGGGUGUAUGGUGCCUCAUAUUGAACUACCUUGCUGUUCUUCCCAUCUGCCCUUUGAAUUAGAUAAUCAGCUAUAGAGGAGUGACUGCUGUUCUUUGGUGUCUGUCCCUGUCUACUUACACUGUGCAUUUAGUUUAGUCCUGCCAGUUAAUCUAACAGAAAUUGCUGGGAUGAAAACCUGCUAUGUGCUACUUCUGUGAUGAUUCCUGCUUCCUGUUUAUCCUGGCUGUGAUGGCACUCAGAAAAGAAACAGGAGGGACUGCUUUGGCUCUCAGUGAAGUCUGUAACUUAACUACUCAGUCAGGAGCAGGAUAAAACUGAACUUCAUGAACUAUCAGGAGGAAACCAACUGCUUGUUAGUCUGUGCAGUAAGAAGAGUCUUCUCUGAUAUCCCAUGGGGAGAUCUCUUUCUGAGCACAAAGGCUUUGAUUUUUCUCCCUGAAGCUUGUUCAAGGCUGAUGGGUUUUGGGUAGAGUCUUGUGUGUGAUGCAGAGCAGCUGCUCCCUCUCUUUGCUUCAUGGAACUACAGGAGCCUCAUAGCUGUAAGGAUUGUGCACAGCUGCAGUAGAUGCCAGCUUAGACCAGACCUCAACAUCCCACGGUCACACAUCUGCUGGUUCCAACUACUUCAAACAGCAUUGCCAUCAUAACCUCAGGGAAAGAUUGCAAACACAGCAUCACAUUGGGUCUCAGUGGUCAGGAGCUCAUGAAGGAAUACAAUAGAAGAAAAAUUAGGAGUGAUACUCUCUGUGAAUGUUCUUCAGCUUUUCACAACUUAUUAUAGAACCAUAGAACGGUUUGUUUUGGAAGGGACCUUUAAAGGUCAUCUAGUCCACCCUCUUGGCCACUUUCCACUUGACCAGGUUGCUCAGAGCCCUGUCCAGCUGGGCCUUGGACAUUUGCAAUGGUGGUGUAUCCACAGCCUCUCUGGGCAACCGGUUCGAGUGUCUCAGCAUCUUCAGAGUCAAAAAUUUCUUCCUUGUAUCCACUCUAAACCUCUCCUCUUUCAAUUUAAAACUGUUAGCCCUUGUCAUGUCUCUACAAGCCCCCUUUAUAUAUUGAAAGGCUGCAACAAGGUCUCCCUGGAGCUUUCUUUUUUCCAGGCUGGACAGCCCAAACUCUCUCAGUGUGUCUUCACAGGACAGGUGUUUCAGUCCUCUCUUAGUUUUCAUGGUCCUUCUCUGGACCCACUCUGACAGCUACACGUCUUUCUUGAGCUGGGUGUCCUAAAACCAGAUGCAAUACUCAUUUUGUUGCCCAGGAAUUUCCAGUGCCAGAAGCGAAAUCUAUUUAUUUCUCUUCUGUUAUUUUUUUCCAGUUGACUUGGCUAAGCAUUUAUCAUCCCCAAAAUGCUGCAGCAAGGAGUUCUAUGGCUUUCUCAGGUGUUGUGUGAGGAGUCACUCUCAUUUCCUCAUUCUAAAUCUGCCACCUGCCAAUUCCAUUUGGUGCCACCUUUGCUUUGUUAUGGGCAGUCAGUCCCUGUGUGCUCCUUUUGGUGCUUACAGUUUUAUAGAGGUUGCACUGGCUGCAGUGCAGUUGCUGGUGAAGGGCUUACCAGUUUCUCCAAAUGCUUCAUAUAGAGCAGGAGUCAAUUGCUGGUUUGGAUAAACUCCUCUCUUACUGAAAGGGUGACUGGUCCAGCUGCUUCGUCUCGAGCUCUAGGGAAUGCAGGAGAUCCCUAAGAGAGAUUUAUUUUAGAAAGAUUUCCUUCAAAGGAAGCUCACCUCACAGCUUGCAGUAGCAGACCCUGGCCAGAUUUGAGUCAGCUUCUGCCCAGUCCUUCUGGGAUUAAAGGGGCAUGGAGAUCCCCAUCCAUCUGUGACAGGAUGGGGAUCACCAUGCUAGGUUAAUUGAUUAAACUGAAUUAUGCUUUGGUGUUUAAUGCCACUUUUACAGUCACACAGGCCACAUGCCCUUUCUGAUGACCCAUGGAGAGGAGCAAUGGCAGACAAUGAGUAACAGGAGAGGUGAUGCUGCCCCAGCAGCCUUAAAGGGAGAUGGAGUAGUUGGGGACAGAGAAGUGACCCUUUUCCUCACAACCAUGGGUUCAUUUGUGCCACACUCCACACAGUGGGAUUUUACCCUCUUGACAUUCUGCUUUGCAUCCACUGGGGUAAUUCUGGUCAAAAAUGUAGUCAGAGGGCUGAGGUGAGGCAUUAUAGUGGGGGAAAAAAGUGACUAGCACUGAUUAAAGGGCUUUUUUCCCCAGCCUCAGAACUGGCAGGGCUGAGCCUCUUGCUUACACUGUGAAGAAUUACAACAUUUCUGCUAACACAAAUAUGCGUUCUGAGUUUCCCCUCUCCCAGCACAUACGCCAGCCACCCACCACUUGGCAGCUUCCCCCUGCUGCCAGGCAGCUGCUCUCCCAAAGACCUGAGGAUUUCCCCUGUACUGCUCCCUGCCUGUGGAAGGAUUGUACAGCAUUGGACCUGCUGAUCUAGAGGAGAGUGCUGCAGGGAUUCUGGUGUCUCCCUGCUUCUUCUCCUCUCUCCCUCCCACUUUGGGACAGACAGCCCUUCUAUAAGCAGGCUUGGGGUUUGAGAUUCACAACAUGAUGCCACCAAAAUGUGCUGCAGAGGAGAUUCCCCAGGCAGUCACAGCAUGCACAUUAAGAUUAGCUGUUCUGGGAGAAAGCAAGAGCCUCCAUUACUAUAGGAGAGCCGGGGCUGAAAUCACUAGGGCUGUUUACGCAGCUAAAGCAAACUGAUGCCAGAGGGUACCUGUGGGUGACCCUGGGGUAAACCCGUGUUGUGCUAUGAUAAAUCUUUCUCUGGUUCCAUUGCUCACAUGCAGCGUGGCUCCCAGCGUGGCGUGGCAUGGCAGCCUCCUCCUGCCUGGAUCCUGCCUGUUGGGCCUGCUCUGGCUCUGUGUGCUGAAUGCUCUCAGAUGCGCUGGCUGUGAGCAACCUUCCUUAUGGGCCAUAACGGGUCUGCUCUGUGCGCCUGGUACGCAGAGGAUGCGCGGCCGUGGUGCUGGGAUGUGCAGCUGUGGUGCCAGGGUGCCUCUGUUGCUGGCUCUUUGCACAGACCUGGUGCAGGUGUUGAUGCUGCAGGUUUGAGACAGAGAGGGAGCAGAUACACGCUUGGUACUGUGGCGUGGAGCCAUGGUCAUCACCUUUUGGAAUGUUGUGGGUGAAAUUUGAUAUAGAUGAAUGCAAGUAAAUGUAACUUGGGAGAUAAAACGGGGAGAGAGUUUUUAUAGAUUCCAAACUAGCAGAACUGUGAAACUCACUGUUUUUUGAAUAUGCUAAAAGUAAAAUUCAAUCUUUGUCCCUUUUAAUUUGGGCCUCAUUUGCUGUUUUUAUAAGCUGCGUAAAAUGAGAAGGGCUCCAUAAGGACAAGAGAUAAGGAUGUUAGCAAAUCUCUAGUUAGAUUCCUGUGAAAUUUAUUCCUGUGCAUUUACGUGGCAAAAUGAUUUGUCAGAAGAGCACACAACCACUUUGAAGGUAUAUGGGGUUGAUCUGCACAAGGGAAGUGGUACUAGCAUUCAUGGUUAGCUGUCCAGUGACUGCAUCCCAUUCCUCCUUGUCUUGAAAUAUUGGAGAUAGAAGCAAACAUCUUUGUGCACUCCAACAAAAAUCUCUUUGGGGAAAUUUUUAUGGUUUUCUCUGCAGGAACUUUAUCUAAGCUUUCUAAUGUGCUGGGAAGGAAAGGCACAUUGCUCCAGUAUGUGUCCUCCAGCUUCUAAUUUGCUCAACAACCCAGUGUUGAGUGGUUGAACUGAUGACUUCUUAAGCUUGAUUACUUUUUCAUCUGCCUGUGAAGUGUAGACUAUGUAAAGCUUCCUGUUCAUAUACUCUCUGAGGACAUUCAUGUCAGUCCCCAUUGUGUUUCAUCACAUCACCCUCUGACUGCCAUAGAGGCCAUGGAAAUUUAGGACCUGGCGGUUGUCCUACAGAGAAAAGGGACAAGGACAGGUGGAGGCACAUCAUAAUUAACAACAUAAGUUGUGGGAUUUUUUUUUCUUGUUGGGGGAUGGAUGUGUGUGUGUGUUCUUUUUGUUUAGCAUUUUCAUAUUUCUUUAAUUGAUAUGUCUCUUUGACUAGAUCCUAGAUCCAAAUUGGCAGGGAAACUUUAUCUGCCAUGAAGCUGUAUUAUGAAUUAAUUUAUCUGUCAUAUGUCUGACAUGGCAGUGUGUUUCUGUGGAAGACACUGUGCUGUGCUUAUAUUCUAAACUGCCAUUCACAUGAUCUAUAUCUCUUUUUUUUUUCUCACCCUGUGGAAGAUUUCGGCUUUUUGGCAAAAUUAAUUUUAUAUACCUCAUCUCCUUUCAUCCCCAAUAUAUUUUCAGAAAUUCUAUCUGAAGCCUCAUGAUAUUUACAGCUUGGAAGUUCUCUGGUGUAGGCUGGGCUCCCACACAAGGCUGCAUGUCCCUUGAUAUACCACAGCUUGUUGUCUUUGCUUGAGGCGGGUUUUUAACUUGCCAACUCAACACCAAGAGGUGUUCAAAGAACUAUCCUCCUGCUUCCCCCCUCCACCAAAUAAUUCAAAAAGCUGGGUUUAAAAGAGAUUUUCUGCAAGCAUUAGUCAUGGGAUAUAGAAAAUAAUGCAAAGAAUUACAAAAAAAAAAAAAAAAAAGCAGCACACAUAAUGUGCUUUUGUAGAAUUACUAUAUUUAAAGGAAAUGUAAUAUGAGAAUGUAAUUCUGAGACAAAAAAACCACAAACCACAAUACAACUCACCAAACUCCAAACAUCCACAAGUGUGGCCAGUUCUACAGGCACAUAUUUUGCCCAGUCCAGCCCUCUGGUGUUGAGAUAUAAAGAAGCAAAAUCUUACCACGUUUGCAACUGGGAACUGACCUGACCAUGAGUUCACAGAUGAACAUCCCCAAAAGCAGAAUCCUUCUUUAUCAGCUAAGCACCAAGAUAAAACUUUAACGAGACAAAUACGGUAUUAUUUCAUCCCAGAGGUGCUUAACUGGUAGCCGUUUUUCUGGACAGACUAGCUCAAUUUUUUUUGUCCAAUAUUGUCAUCUUACUUUGCCUAAGGCAGUCUGGUAUAUCUGGUUAGCUGUGGUUAGAAAGGUGCUAGGGCACCUUAUAAAUGACUUUUUGAUUUUUCUUCAUUUUACGUCUCUUUCUGGCCAACAUUAGGCUCCUGAUACUUGGAGACAUCCUAGAGCCUAUUGCAAGGUCUGCUGAAAUCCAUCUGCAGUUUAUUGUCUCCUCUAUGCCAUUGCAUAUGUUUGCCCUCUGUGCUUUGGGUUGGGAAGAGUCAAUGGUUAGAAUCUGGCUGGUGGCAGGACUUCUAGGUGCUUUUCUGAACUGUAUCCCAUUCCAGGGCACCAUGAGAUUUAGGUGGAUCCCACACGCUGUGAACAAAGUAACCCAGUAAGUGAAACCAGUGAAAAGGAGAUCAGACACCCAUCAGACAGCUCUCACCAGACAGUACAGCAGCACUUGCAGAUGGAAGAUUUGGUUUUCAGAGGUGUUUUAAUUGCCAGGUUUUCAGAGUUUAUGCCAAUAAUAAAAUAUUCUGUGGAAGACAGGGUCUUGAUGACAGGGGUCCUGCCCACCUCAGUCGUGAUUCUUGACAUGACUUCCCUGGUAUACCAGCACGUUUAUUUACGAAGAGAGGGUUUUGUUAGGCAUUCCCCACUCUCUUUGUUCCUUUUAGCACUCUGGACUCGCACAAUCCCAUGUGCUCAACCUGCACGAGCUUUCCCUUGCUUCUCUGUAAACCAGGAACUCCUCUUUUCCUUUUGCAGUCCUUACCAGUGCAUGGGCUGCAUCCUCUCACUAAGAGCUGCUGCUGUCUGAGGAACUGUGCUUUUCUUCAGUGUCGAUCUUUCUGACACUUAUGGAUGAAAUUAAGCCCCUCCAUCUCUAUUUAGCCACAGAUGGGCCUUUUCAAUCCCAGAAAACCCCAUCACCUGCUGCUCUAUUAUUAGGAUAGCCAUGUUUUCACCAGGAGUAAACACCAAGGAUAAAGAAAGUUUGGGAUCUGAUGUGAAUAGUGGUUGAAGGAAACAAAACCAAUCUGACCUCUGACUUUGUGCUGGUUGGUGGCCAAGGUGCCAACCGCUUCUACGACAACAUUGAGGACAUGAUUGGGUUCCGGCCGUGGCCCUUGAUCAAGAUUUGCUGGCUGGUGUUCACCCCGGGUC